GUUAAUGCUUGAUUCCAAUAAUAUUUUUCUUCAUUUCUUUAAUAAAAUUAAUUUAUUUUUAAUUUAUUUGAGAUUGAUUUGACAGUUUGUAGAUGUUCUAAGCAAAAUUAUAAAUUGUCUUUGUGUAUAGAUGAAGCGGUUUGAAUUUAACCUUAAAAUUAAAUUAAAUCUAAUCCUAAUGCUAAUCUAAGCUAAGGCUUACCUCCUCCUGUUUUCAAAAAUUAGAAAUAAAUAUUUCAUGUGAUUGAAAGUGAGCCGUGAAUUUUAUCUGAUAUAUAUAUUAUUAUAUUUAGUAUUAAUAUUAUUGAAAAUGGCAGCCUGCUUACAUGCAUCUAAAGCACUCUUUCGUUUUGUUCUGUUGGCAUUGAAUUGCCUGUUGUCAUUUGGAUCAUACUUCUGUUUUGAUAUGCCCAGCGUUCUUCAAACAAGAUUCCAGUGCAACUCUUCAUCAUUUGACCUCAACACGACGACCAACUUCACUAAUGAUUGUCUCGACAUGUCCCCGGCCCAAUACAAUCUACUCUACAUGAUCUAUGCAUGGACGAAUGCAGUGAUAGUGAUAGGGGCUGGUUUCUUCAUUGAUAAAGUUGGCAAUCAAGUCGGAGCCCUGACAUUUUCAUUCCUAUGCGUCCUGGGGUCUUCAUUGUUUGCCCUGGGCACGCAUUUGAGAGGGACAGCCGCCCUUCUACCUGUCAUGUUACUGGGCAGGUUGUUGUUUGGGGCGGGCAAUGGAUCUCUUACAAUUGUGCAAACUCGUCUGUCUGCCUUCUGGUUCAAAGAUAAAGAGCUUGCAAUGGCAUUCGGAGUGACCUUGGCAUUCUCAAGGCUGGGCAGUGUUCUCAACUUCCUGGUCACCGUUAGUUUUGCCGAUCGAUUUGGUCUUUCGUGGACUUUGUGGGGAGGAGCCAUGUUGUGUUGCCUCGGACUUGUGGCAGCUAUCCUGGUCGGAAUCCUUGAUAGGAUCGGUCUCAAACAAUUGGGAGUGGAGGAAACGAGCAAUCAGAAUGCUAAGAAGCUGAAAUUCACAGACAUCAAGCACUUCAACUUGCUUUACUGGUUGAUAGCUCUGAGCAUCAUGUUCUUCUACAAUGGUGUCUUUCCUUUCGUGGCUGAUGCGAGUAAGUUCAUCCAAGACAAAUAUGGGUACAGCCAGAAAGAUGCAUCAUAUGUGUCGGGGGCGGUCUACUACCUUUCCAUGGUCCUAUCACCCUUCCUUGGAUAUGUUGUGGACAUCAUAGGGAAGAGAGGGGUUUUAACUUUUGCCUGCGCCAUCCUCACCACCCCCGUCUUCAUCCUCCUGGCAGUCACUGAUCUCUUCCCCAUCAUCCUCACCCUCUGGCUGGGUCUCACGUACUCCCUCGCUGCGGCGAGUAUGUGGCCCUCUAUUCCAUUGGUUGUCAUGCAGUCAGCCGUGGGCACAGCCAUGGGACUUGUUACUUCAAUUCAGAUGAUUGGCAUUGGACUGUCAAACAUCAUUGUGGGAGCCAUCCUAGAAACGAAAGAUCAAAACAAGGAAGAGAUCCUACUCAGAUGGAAGUAUGUCAUGAUCUUUCUUCUCGCCAACAACGUUCUCUGCAUUCUUGUCUCUGUAGCCUUGAAUGUCGUAGAUAGAGCGAGAGAUAAAGUACUGAACUUGAGUCGAUCUCAGAAGAGGCAACUGAUUGCCAGCAGCGAUGAUUCCUUUGAUUCUCGAAUUGGGAGAUCACCAUCGACUGAUGACGACAUCAGAGGAAAUGAUGUCAUAAUCGAAAAUGGCGAUAGAGAGGCCAAUGAGAACGAUCCUCUUCUAGGAUGAAACAUCAUUUGUUGACGUCAUGUUUUCGUUCAGUUUUAACUGAAAUGGCAUUUAUUCAGCUAGUAGUAAUUUCAUUAGUCGUUGCUUGUAUUCAUGAGAUGAAUUCUAAUUCCAUAACCUCGAACAUCUAACUAAUUUUACUCUUUGCUUAGACAAACAAGUUGCAUUUCAUUAAUAUGUUGAUUCACUAAGAUUUUAGACGUCUUAGUCAGAAACAAAUUAAUCAUUGGAUUUAUUAAUUUUCACUAUGCAAUAUUUUCGAGAUUCACAAUACAUUCUGACAGUACGUUUCUUAUUUAUUUUGAUGUCGCAAAUAAUAUAGACAUUCGUUCAGGUAGGUAUGUGAAGCUAAUUUUUCACACACUAUUUAUGUUCUUGUGCUUUCUUAUUCAAGUUUGUUAAAUCCUCGUCUACUAGUUUAGUUCUCACUGUGUUCGUUAUUUAUCUUAUUAUUUCCAUGUAUGGUUAUUUUAGUUUAUAGCAAAUCAACUGUUACAAAACGCUUUGUUACCUCAAUGUUACUAUUAUUUAAAACGGCAAGAGCCCUUAUCUUAUGCGUUCAUGUAUUUACUCUUCAGUAUUGUCAUUCAUCAUGCUUUUUGUCACUAUUGCUUGUUUUAUUUCAUUUACAAACACCAAGACAUUUGUAUUGUUUGUAAUUUGUAUACAUCCACUUACUGCGUCGUGAAAAACAAAACUUCGUCAUUUACACUGAGAAAAUAAAUCUUCUUUGAAUAGUUC
Molecule: messenger RNA, 2536 nt
Organism: Helobdella robusta
Lineage: Eukaryota; Metazoa; Annelida; Clitellata; Rhynchobdellida; Glossiphoniidae
Exons: 17
Coding region: 311-1795 (494 amino acids)
Biological process (GO): transmembrane transport
Molecular function (GO): transmembrane transporter activity
Source: RefSeq, a predicted model, not a curated record